This is a messenger RNA of Colletotrichum orchidophilum, 3078 nucleotides long. RefSeq lists its product as uncharacterized. Gene Ontology annotation, biological process: protein import into nucleus. Bases 1 to 3078 code for a protein of 1025 amino acids. Gene Ontology annotation, cellular component: nuclear membrane; cytoplasm. The record is from RefSeq and is a predicted model, not a curated record. The transcript has 7 exons. Lineage: Eukaryota; Fungi; Ascomycota; Sordariomycetes; Glomerellales; Glomerellaceae.
AUGGAGCCCCAGCUGCCAUCAACUGUCCAAGAGGCGGAAGCCUUAGUCUUGGCACUCUACGAGCCGUCGCCUCCUGAGGCCAUUGCGCGCAUCCAAGAGACACUUCAUCGCAUGCAAAGAUCCCCUUCCGGCUGGUGGAUUGCCCGGGAUCUUCUGGGCCACGCCGAUGACAAGGUCAAGUUCUUCGGUGCCCUCACUCUGAUUGUCAAGUUGAACACUGAAAGCACCUCCCUGUCAAAGGACGAUGCGUCCGAAUUAUUGCAAAACCUCAUAGGCUGGUUUGUAAGGUCCUUGGACGACGGUUCCGGGGCCAUGGUCGUUAGGAAGUUAUCCUCGGCUUUGGUCACCUUUUUUCUAUGCUUCCCCACCCAGUGGGAGUUUUGCCUCCGUCACCUCUGUUGUUCUCUGUCUGAGGGUGUUGCCUUGCCUCAAGACAGGGUCGAUGAAACCAUCGACUUGUCGAAUGUCCUUCAAAUACUCCAGCCUCGAAAACUUCAGGCCGCGCUAUGGUUCUCAGGUGGACUGAUUGACGAAGCAACGAAGGUGGAAAUGAACUCGGCAAAACAUAUGGGUUUGUACGAGGGCCUCACUCGCAAUGUUCCAGACGCCAUGGUUCUCAUGUCUCACGGGUUUGCCCAGCGAGGAUCUGCGGACCCUAUGAACCACGUCAUACAGAAAGGCACCAUAACUUGUUUGCAGUCAUGGGUUUGGUUCUCUCAGAGGGUAUCGGCACACAACGACGAGCUCGUCUCCUCUCUUCGAACACUGGUACAGCCCACCAUCACAGCUUUAGAUGACGAAGAAUUGUACGAAGUGGCCAUGGAGUUACUCUUCGAGAUACUGUCAAAUUACUCGGGCUUUUUGACGGAUGAUCAUUACGAGUCUCUCUUUUCUCUUUUCGAGACCCAGUGGUCUCAUGAGCGAUACCAACGUCUUGUCCAAGGGGAUUUUGACUUUGAUUCUGUCCAAUUCGGGCAUCUUAUGAUCGCUCUUGGUGAUUCCAAGGUUGAGAAUCUCAUUCACAGCGUGGAUGCUCGCUCAUCGCGCUUUGUCGCACAUCUUCGAGGGCUCCUUUCUGCUCAAGGAUAUCCUGUCAGCGAAGACAAGAUCUUCGUUCCUGCUCUCGAGUUCUGGUCCACCUAUGUUGAGACGUUAACAGACUGCAUCUAUUCGGAGGAAGAGGAGUCAAAAGUAUGGGUUUCUACGGCUACCUCCCACGUCUUGGAAGCCAUCUCGACUGUGUGGCAACGGAUUGCAUACCCACCUGCCAGUGUCCUUGUCGAUUGGGACUCGGCUGACCGGGCCGGUUUUAGCGAUGCAAGAAAGGAUGUUGCUGACCUUCUUCAAUCGACCUUUACCGUGACUGGUCCACCCUUAAUCUCGACCUUCGCCAAUCUGACUCUUCAGUCUUUGUCACCACAUUCUUGGUCGGCCCUGGAGGCCGCAGCGUUUUGUCUCGGGUCUCUAGCCGAUUGCGUAACUGGGGAUGCCAGAUGCGACGACAGUCUCAGAGCCGUAUUCUCGUCGCCCCUGUUCGACCUUUUACAGACAGCGAGAGAAUCCAUGCCAGGCCGCACUCGUCAAACCUGCAUAUCCCUGAUUGAACGAUACUCUGACUACUUUGAGCGCGAGACUCAAAGCCUUCCAGCUGCUCUGAACUUGCUUUUCUCUGUCCUCGCUGAUCCGUUACUAGCUGGGCCGGCCGCAAAAUCCAUUCAACAACUCUGUUCCUCAUCGCGUUCAAUCUUGGCAUCGGAGGCAGGCGCAUUCCUGAGUCAGUAUCAAGGCAUUGCCACGCAAACCCAAAUGGACUGUGUGGCCGUGGAGCGAAUCAUGGGAGCCAUUGCGGCUGUCAUUCAAGCUGUACCAGACGACAACACAAGGUUCGAGCAUCUUGAUGUUUUGCUCUCCUUCAUCCAGAAGGACGCUCGCAUGUCGAUGCAUCUGGCUUCCUUACCUACACUCUCUGGCGAUGCAUCAGGCUGUGGGAUGGACAUUCAUCGCUGCUCAACGCUGAACGAGCUGUCGGAACUCCCCACUCACAUGGCUCUGAAGGCUUUGAGAUGCCUUAUCGGCGUUGGGAAAGGUCUACAGACUCCGGGUGACGUGCCCGUGGAUCUGGACAUUGAGAAAGACGUUGCAGCAACCGGCGAGAACUCCAGACUCGGCCAUUUGCAGUCUGGGAUUAUGUCAAUGAUAGUGCAGCUUCACAGGGCAUUUCCACGAAGCGAUGAAGUUUCAGAGGGCAUUUGCAACAUUUUCCGAUCAGGUUUUUCCGAGUCGGAGGCUGGACCCUUUGUUUUCCCUCCUAGACUGGUAUGCGACUACCUCACUGAACAAACACCUCAAACCCCUCGAAUCGGCUAUUUCGUGAACACUGCUUGUUCCUUUCUCAGCUCGUUGAGGAAUUUGAGGAGAGGCGAUGUAGACGAAGUCAGGACAGAACUUCUCCGAUGGGUCAUCACUCUACUACAGCAACUGCCAGAGCCCGACAACGACAUUGAAUUGGCUCAGAAUGGCAUUGAAUUCACGAACCGCUUGAUCUCGCGGGAGCCUGCUUCGCUUUUCCGUCCUGAUUGCCUGCCGCUUACCGAAUUUUUCUUCAUCUACGCCUUGCGGAUAUUAGAUGGGCGCGAACCACUACCUAAAGCCGCAGCUGCAGAUUUCUGGGUUCGUCAACCUCCGCAAAACGAUGUUAUCUUCACCUGCGCUGACCAGGUCCAGGCAACAUUCAUAACUCUGAAGCCAACGGAUGCGACGAUAGAUCACGCCAUAGCCCAACUAGGCCCGUUGCUAGCCCAAUCCAUCAUUCGUAACAUCGGCGGAAAUGCCUCUAGGAGCGAACUUGACAGGCUAAGUGAGCCCCUGAAAAAAAUGGUCAGCAAUCAAGCCAAAGCUCGCAGUUGGCUUGAGCAGGCUUUGUCUGACCCAUCAUUCCCUAGCCGGCAGCUAGCUGGGGAUGAAAAGGCGGUGUUUCUCAAGAAGAUCAUCAACCUCCGCGGCGCGAGGGGGACUAACCAAGUUGUGCGAGAUUUUUGGCUAGCUGCGCGGGGCUCAAACUUUGCAUAUGCGUCUUGA